AUGCCUGCAUCGCAAGCUGCCGUAGCCGCCUUGCAGUCCAGAAUAUGGAACGGAUCAAUACCGCUGGAGAUUCGGCUGGCCGCAUCAGAUUGUCGGACUUAUGACAAAAGCGAGCCUUAUUUCGUGCAGUAUCCUCGACUGUCGUAUCUGGCCUUUCUGCUACCGAGACUACACGCCAAUUUCGUCCCGGACCUGAUCAAUCCGGAAGUUGGCUUUUACGAUGCUUGGCUCUCGUUCGAGGAUGUUCCGCUGAAAUGGCAUCUACCCGCAGGCCUAUUAUAUGACCUCUUUGCUGGGGUGGAACCAUUCCCGUUAGAUGCAUCGAGCAAAGCCGAGGUCAGCAAGUCUGCCAAUCCGGAAGCUGAGGCACCUGCGAGCGUCGAGUGUCUUCCGUGGAAAUUGACAGUACACUAUUCCGAUGUUCCAGACGGGCAACUUAUACAGCUUGAUCCAGAUUUGAGAGCGAUGCAGGAUACAUUCAUCAACGCUGUCAAGGAAGCAGACUACGUCAGAAAUGGGACAGCCAGGACGGUCAUGUCUUUGAGCAAAGACGAUUCCGACAACUUGUGGCUUGCAGUUCAGAAGCACAACCGUGACAUGUUCAAUGUCGUCAAUAACAAGCUGCUGAAUCCACCAGGAAUCGAGCUUCGGCACAUCCCGGUGAAGAUCUAUCUGCCCACAUCAGCGAAUCAAGACACCACCGACACGAUCGAAGAGGAGCCCAAAGCUGGUCAGCUGCGAGUCGUUCAGUCUUUGGUGCCUCUGAGGCAGGAGGAUAAGAAACCCCAAACGCUUGGUACGGCUCUUCAUGGUAUAUUACCCACGAUCUUUCCAUCGCGGAGGAAUCCCAUCUACGCGAGUGCCGUGCUGCAUGGAGCCGUGGUACCAUUAUCUGCCCAGAUAGAUGAUCUGGGAAAAGCGGCAGCUUAUCCAGACGGAUUUUUGCACGUGGCGUUGGUCAUGCAUGGCUGA
This is a messenger RNA of Pseudocercospora fijiensis CIRAD86, 972 nucleotides long. RefSeq lists its product as uncharacterized. The record is from RefSeq and is a predicted model, not a curated record. Gene Ontology annotation, biological process: autophagosome assembly; C-terminal protein lipidation; cellular response to nitrogen starvation. The transcript has 2 exons. Gene Ontology annotation, cellular component: Atg12-Atg5-Atg16 complex; phagophore assembly site membrane; cytoplasm. Lineage: Eukaryota; Fungi; Ascomycota; Dothideomycetes; Mycosphaerellales; Mycosphaerellaceae. The coding region runs from base 1 to 972 and encodes 323 amino acids.